Messenger RNA from Fusarium coffeatum, 1173 nucleotides. RefSeq lists its product as uncharacterized. The transcript has a single exon. NCBI's taxonomy places the organism in Eukaryota, Fungi, Ascomycota, Sordariomycetes, Hypocreales, Nectriaceae. The record is from RefSeq and is a predicted model, not a curated record. Bases 1 to 1173 code for a protein of 390 amino acids.
AUGGUCUCUGUCAAGUCGGCGGCCGUCGGCGCCCUGCUGGCAAUUGCCCAAGCCCAAUCCAAGAUUCGUCAUCCCAACGAAGAUCUCAUCCUUGCUGAUUGUGGCAUUGGAGACAACAAGGCCCAUCCCAAGUGGUCUACUUCCCGCCAGGUAAACUGGUACAAAGACAUCAAGUGGCCUGAGGAUGCUUCCUCAUUCCCUGCUGCCCCUGACUUGUCUGUUGAAGUUCCGUAUGCAGGUGGACAAUAUCCCUGGAACCCCAAGGGAACCACCGUCAAACUCUCCAACGGUGUCGUUUGGACAGCCUACAUCAACCCUGCCGUUGCCGAUGGCAUGCCUGCCGGAUCCGCCGUCACCACCAAAGAGGGUGGUCAAGAGCUCAACUGUUUUGCCUACCGUGGCCGUCCUGUCAGUGCUGCUCUCAACAAGACAGUCACCGACGAUGCUGUUUGCCUGUCUGCCUUUGUCUGCAACCGCGACAAACAAGCUCCUCCUCGUCCAAGCGACAUGAGCUCUCCUACCUCAACUUUGCAGACAAAACCCGCUCCUCCUGCCACCACUUUCAUCUCAACUGCUCCUGCAACCCCUAGCCCUACUGGCGGCAAUGAGCCACCACCUCCUGCCGACCCCAAUGCUGGCAAGCUGUUUGUGAAUGCUCUUGUCAGUCCUCGUUUCAUCAACUGGCCCAACACCUGGCAAGCCUUCAUUGAGAAGUUCUCCUGGGAUCGACAGACUGGCAAAUGUGUUGCUCAACCUGUCAAGGGAGACGGAUACACCAUCAACAUCGAUUGCGCUGGAAUCCAGAUCGAUUCUGACUCCCACUUGACCCUUCUAUUGAUCAAGUCUCUCAGCGAUCUUGGCAUGAACAGCACUCUGUUCAACCAGAAUCCCAUUGUGCCCGGAAAGCGCAACGCAACUUCAGAUCACUGGGUCGUCAUGCCAGAAGCCUUCAGCCUCCAGGCUAUUGAUGUUGCUCAUCAGAACACCGUUGGCUAUCUCAGUUACAACACAAGCUACGACAACUUCCUGAGCGGGCCAUGCGUUUCCUGCGACACCAAGAGGUUCGACACACAGUUUUUCAGCCCUAUCCUGGCUGCUAUGAAGGGCACCUACCCUCGCUACAACAGCUACAACGUUGAGGCCCAGUGCAGCCCCUGGAUGGCAUGCUUCUAA